UCUCUUUUUUUUCCCUCUACACACUUGCCACAAACACAUACAAGAGGACAAUAUUGUAUAUAUAGACUACCUGUAAAUCACUAUGACGCUACGGAUCCCACCGGCGGUUUUGGUCGUCUCCGGAGCACUAACCGGCGUGAUUGCUCUAGUUGCCGUUUCCUACGCUGCUGAACGAUACAACUCGACGGCAUCGCCGCAAUUACCAACAGCAACCACUGCCAACAGUAAUGCCAACGGAACAUCAAGCGAGACACGGCGAUCCACACGACUCCGUCGGUCACGGCACGUUCGACGGCGUCGCUUACGACCGGGACAUCAACGCCGAGGAGAAGACGAUCCAGAAGAGGCUGUUUCGUUGUUACAAGUGCCAUUGUCGGAAACGGAAGAAGAGGUGCCCUUGUGGAGCGAUGACGAUAAUAAAAAUCUAUUAAAUGUAAUCUAUGCCAUAUCAGAGACCCAAGCACGAAGAGAAGGAUACAUUCACCGUAUGUGGCAUUACGUGCAACAAAUGUGGAGUAUCACCGAUCCGUGGCACUCGAUACAAAUGCGCCAAUUGCGUCGACUUUGAUCUAUGUGAAAUGUGUGAAGGCUCAAACUCUCAUUUAACCACACACGUGUUUUUGAAAAUACGGAUACCUAUCCCUCCACUCGCAAAUCCACGAAGUGCACUCUUACCGGCAUUUUAUCCGGGCAAUGACGAGAACAGUCGAUGGACCCUGUCGUCUGACAAGAUCCGUGAAUUACAAGACAGAUCACACUUUGACCAUUUGGAAUUGGAAGCGCUGCACGAACAGUUCAAGUCACUGGCCAUUGUGGAGAAAAACGAACAUCACGAACGCGGAAUCGAUACUGAAACGUUCGAACAGUGUUUAGGACCGUUAGGUUUGGAGAAGAACUUGAUUACCGAACGGAUAUUUGCGUUUUUCGAUCAAGAUCGGGAUGGAGUCAUUAGUUUUCCGGAGUUGGUGGGUGGGCUGAGCGUACUGUGCAAGGGCAAUCUGGAUGAAAAGAUCGAAUAUGCAUUCAAAGGAUACGAUUUGGAUGAAGAUGGAUACAUUUCACGAGACGAAUUGUAUCGUAUGUUCAAGUCAUACUUUUAUCUGUCAAUGGAACUCGUUCGCGACGUCGUCAGCGCGAUGGAAGACGAGAUGAUGGAUAAUUUUGAGUUUUCUGCAUCACAGCCUGUCAGUGCAGCAUUCAAUGUGGCGAUUCCUUCACUACCUUCAUCCAGCCAAAAUAGCAGCGAGGAGGAAGAUGAAGAUGAGGAAGAGGACGAAUUACGUCGUGAACGACGUCGGCGGCGACGAUAUCCAAACAAAGAGAACUAUUUCCAACAACAAUACCGGGAAGAAGAACAACAACAGCAGCAAGAAGAGGAUGAAAAUGAGGAGCAGCAACGGCAGCAAGAAGAGCCAGCAGACUACCUCAGAGAAGAACUCAACUUUGAGUUUGAUCGGUCUUUACGCAAAAACAAGCAACGACAAGCGUCGACAUCACCAUCAUCUAACCACCCAGAAGGAGAGGGAGAAGGAUUAUUAGAAGACGAUGAAGAUGUGAUUGGACCAUCAUCACCGAAACGGACCUGGGAGGAAAAAUUCCCCAUCAUGGAGACCAUGUCGCAGGACGCAAUCAAUGAAAUGGUCGACAAGACGUUCAAGAACAUUGAUGUUAAGCGGGAAGGAUAUAUCAGUCUGGAAGAGUUUCGACAAUGUGUACAAACUGAUUCAAGUAUAGUCAGCUGGUUUGAAGCAUUGGGUACUGUAUUUUAGAGUUCUAUAUAUAUUUUGCAUUAUUUUUUUUUUCUUUCUC
Molecule: messenger RNA, 1809 nt
Organism: Zychaea mexicana
Lineage: Eukaryota; Fungi; Mucoromycota; Mucoromycetes; Mucorales; Lichtheimiaceae
Exons: 5
Coding region: 441-1769 (442 amino acids)
Biological process (GO): calcium-mediated signaling
Molecular function (GO): kinase binding; zinc ion binding; calcium ion binding
Source: RefSeq, a predicted model, not a curated record